Messenger RNA from Miniopterus natalensis, 1124 nucleotides. RefSeq names its product fibroblast growth factor 6 (gene FGF6). The record is from RefSeq and is a predicted model, not a curated record. NCBI's taxonomy places the organism in Eukaryota, Metazoa, Chordata, Mammalia, Chiroptera, Miniopteridae. Gene Ontology annotation, molecular function: growth factor activity.
UUUAGGGCCAUUAAUUCUGACCACGUGCCUGAGAGGCAAGGUGGAUGGCCCUGGGACAGAGGCUGUUCAUCGCUAUGUCCCGGGGAGCAGGACGUCUUCAGGGCACGCUGCAGGCUCUCAUCUUCCUAGGCGUCCUAGUGGGCAUGGUGGUGCCCUCACCUGCGGGCACCCGAGCCAACAGCACGCUGCUGGAUUCGAGGGGCUGGGGCACCCUGCUGUCCAGGUCCCGAGCUGGGCUAGCUGGAGAGAUUGCCGGGGUGAAUUGGGAAAGUGGCUACUUGGUGGGGAUCAAGAGGCAGCGGAGGCUCUACUGCAACGUGGGCAUCGGCUUUCACCUCCAGGUGCCCCCCGACGGCCGGAUCAGCGGGACCCACGAGGAAAACCCCUACAGCCUGCUGGAGAUUUCCACUGUGGAGCGGGGUGUGGUGAGUCUCUUUGGAGUGAAAAGCGCCCUCUUCGUUGCCAUGAACAGUAAAGGAAGAUUAUACACAACGCCCAGCUUCCAGGAGGAAUGCAAGUUCAGAGAAACCCUCCUGCCCAACAAUUACAAUGCCUAUGAGUCAGACCGGUACCGAGGGACCUACAUCGCACUGAGCAAAUAUGGACGCGUAAAGCGAGGCAGCAAGGUCUCGCCAAUCAUGACCGUCACUCACUUCCUUCCCAGGAUAUAAGGACCCUGAAAGAAGGUGCACAGGAGAAAGUGACUUUUUUUCUAUUGGAAUUUUGCACAAGUGAACAAUUCCCUUUACCCCCCAUGAUGCCUGAGUCAGGUUUCUCUUAUGCUUGGGAAGACCCGAGUUGGUUCCCUGGGCCACGACAUGUAACCCACCCAAGUGAGGGUUGCAGCCAGCACUCUAGGAUGGCAGGGGAGCCCAUGCUCUGACCUCACCUGAGGAAAGAAGGUGCAGAUGACACUGUAGAACGUGACUGUGUGCCCAGGAAAAGGCAGGGUGGAAACACGUGUGUGUUGAUGUAUGUCCAUACAUCUUUGUAUAUGUUGUCAGAGCAAAGGCAUUUCAGAGCAUCGGGUUUCUUUCUUCCAGAUCAUCGCGGCAGGCAUCUGACUGCAAGAAUGUCACUUGUCAAGGCAGCAGGAUUGAUGUGCCCUCCCAUUCUGCCUCUUU